Molecule: messenger RNA, 1087 nt
Organism: Eucalyptus grandis
Lineage: Eukaryota; Viridiplantae; Streptophyta; Magnoliopsida; Myrtales; Myrtaceae
Product: single myb histone 4
Exons: 6
Coding region: 90-938 (282 amino acids)
Biological process (GO): nucleosome assembly
Cellular component (GO): nucleosome
Molecular function (GO): double-stranded telomeric DNA binding
Source: RefSeq, a predicted model, not a curated record
AUCAGGCAAGCCUUCUUCAUCGCCUCGACGGCGGCACACGCGCACUCGCUCUCCGCCGCUGCUCCCGCAACCAGCGCCCGGCGAGAGAGAUGGGGAAUCCGAAGCAGAAGUGGACCCAAGAGGAGGAGGAGGCGCUGCGCGCCGGCGUCGCGAAGCACGGCACCGGCAAGUGGAAGGACAUCCAGCGCGACCCCGAGUUCAACAAGUUCCUCUUCUCCCGCUCCAACAUCGAUCUCAAGGAUAAAUGGCGGAAUAUGAUUGGUGGUGCCAGUGGCCAAGGUCAAAGGGAUAAAUCACGGGCAAAAGCUAAAGCGAGCUCAGAUGCUCCUUCUACCUUGCCCAGUUUGCCAAAUGCCCCUAAUGUUCCCGUUUCAGAUGAAGCAACUGCAGAACCAGCUACUGACGGUGCUCAAAGAAUCGCAGAUGAUGGAAAGAAUACACCCAGGUACAAUGCAAUGAUAUUUGAAGCACUUCAAACAUUGAAAGACCCCAAUGGAUCAGACACCGCUGCAAUUUUCAACUAUAUCGAGAAAAGACAGGAGGUCCCACAAAAUUUUAGGAGGCUGUUGAGUUCAAGAUUAAGAAGGCUGGUUGCGCAAGAAAAACUUGAGAAGGUUCAGAAUUGCUUCAAGAUAAAAGAGAUCGCCUCUUUUGAGACCAAAACGCCAGCCCCUAAGGAGCAAGAUGUCCGACCUAAGCAGCUGCAGCCUGUUGUCAAUGCAAAUUUCCUUGAAACAGUAGAUGAGGCAGCUGUAGCUGCUGCAUACAAGAUCGCGGAUGCAGAGAACAAAUCCUUUGACGCAGCUGAAUCAGUUAAGGAAGCAGAGAGGAUCUCAAAGAUGGCUGAAGAUGCAGAUGCAAUGCUUCAGAUGGCUCUAGGGAUAUUAGAAAAAUGUAAUGUCAAAGGUUCUAGGGACGAAAUGGUGCUCGUCGCAUAAGAUGAUACAUAACUCAUCAAAUAAACCGAUGACUUGACUUUGUAUGUGUAGAUAUAUAGCUUGCUCUCAUUCUGACUUUGUUACGAAGAAUCAAACCAAUGUUGUACCCAUAUGCUUUCUUAAUAAUAACAUUGCCAUUGUCACUCCCA